This is a messenger RNA of Laccaria bicolor S238N-H82, 448 nucleotides long. RefSeq lists its product as uncharacterized. NCBI's taxonomy places the organism in Eukaryota, Fungi, Basidiomycota, Agaricomycetes, Agaricales, Hydnangiaceae. The coding region runs from base 8 to 343 and encodes 111 amino acids. Gene Ontology annotation, molecular function: beta-tubulin binding. Gene Ontology annotation, cellular component: cytosol; microtubule cytoskeleton. The transcript has 4 exons. The record is from RefSeq and is a predicted model, not a curated record. Gene Ontology annotation, biological process: tubulin complex assembly; post-chaperonin tubulin folding pathway.
AACCAUCAUGAGUGAUAUACCCGCAAUUCGUCGUCAGCUGAAGAUUCAAGCUGGGGGCGUGGCACGACUCGCAAAGGAAAAUGGUCUUUAUCGUAAAGAGGCUGAUCAACUCAAAUUGAAGCGCGAUAAACUGGUCGUGGAGGACGCUGAGAGUUGGGACGUCAAAAACGCAACACGAAUGAUUGAAGAAUCGGAGAAGAUGGUGAUAGAUACGGCGACUCGUCUGGGAAAGGCUGCUGAUGUCCUGAGUGACCUUGUGGUGCUUGCAGAGAAGGAAUCUGAACUAGCAGAGGACCCAGCGCUCGUGAAGGCGAAGGAAGCGCUGGAAGCUGCGAAGGCGUAAGCUUCAGGCGGUGAAUGGUGUAAUCGAUGUCUUAUGUAUUCGUACUUUAUUCAAACGUCAGGAAAACGAGAUGAAUGAGAAGAUGGUGGAGCUUACAGGAGAUUC